Saccharomyces kudriavzevii IFO 1802 is the source of this 333-nucleotide messenger RNA. RefSeq names its product mRNA splicing protein SMD2 (gene SMD2). Gene Ontology annotation, biological process: spliceosomal snRNP assembly; RNA splicing. Bases 1 to 333 code for a protein of 110 amino acids. Gene Ontology annotation, cellular component: catalytic step 2 spliceosome; U5 snRNP; U1 snRNP. The record is from RefSeq and is a predicted model, not a curated record. Lineage: Eukaryota; Fungi; Ascomycota; Saccharomycetes; Saccharomycetales; Saccharomycetaceae. The transcript is spliced from 2 exons. Gene Ontology annotation, molecular function: RNA binding.
AUGUCUUCACAGCUAUCUGAACGUCCCAAGCAUGAGCUUUCCAAAGCAGAAUUGGAAGAACUAGAGGAGUUUGAAUUCAAGCAUGGUCCAAUGUCCCUGAUAAACGAUGCUAUGGUAACGAAAAUACCUGUAAUAAUCUCAUUGAGAAAUAAUCAUAAAAUAAUAGCAAGAGUAAAAGCCUUCGACAGGCAUUGCAAUAUGGUUCUAGAGAAUGUGAAGGAGCUUUGGACCGAGAAAAAAGGCAAAAAUAUAAUCAAUCGUGAGAGAUUCAUCAGUAAAUUAUUCUUAAGAGGUGAUUCAGUUAUUGUUGUGUUGAAGACCCCUGUUGACUAA